CUUCCCUUCCCUUCGCUUCAACUCGUCUUCCAUUCUUCCUUUCUUUCUCCCAUUAUAUUCUCUCUUUCUUUCUCUUUAUCAUCAAAUCAAAAUAGAUAGAUUUGAUAUUGGUUUGCUUAACUUGAUAAAGAGGUAUUAGGUAUAUAUAUAUAUAUAUAUAUAUAGAUAUAUAAUACAAAUUAAUGGGGGGAAGCAAAGGAGAGAAAGCACGUCCAUCAUCACCGGCGUCAGUAGUUUGCUGCAUGUGUGGUGACCAAGGGAUGCCACAAGAGUUAUUUAGAUGCAAGACUUGCCUUAUCAGGUCUCAACACAAUGAUCUAUACCCAAAAACUGAGACAUAUAAGACAUGCAAUUGGUGUAUAAGAGAAGAAGCAUCAAAGUCUAAUAAUAUGAACACAAACAGUGAUCAAAACUCUCCAGUAUUGAGCAGCAACAGCAGCAAUGGUGGUGGUGGUAGUGGUAAUAAUGGAGGAGGAGGAGGAGGCUUAGCACCAGCACCAGCAACAGCAACAGCAACAGCAGCAGCAACAGUAGUGAAGCUUCAGCGUGGGGCUUUUCCUUCACAUCUGAAUAAGCCUGUUAAGAAGCAGAGGUUGCCGGAGAAGUCGCCGGAUGACUUGUCUCCGACCACCGGAAAACCAAGCAGGCAUGUUAAUUUAAGAGCUAAGGUUAGAAGGUAUAAGCUCUUGGAAGAAGUCUCUAGUUAGUUAACUUUCACUGUUUCCCUUUUCUUUACAUUCAUGUACUACUUCAUGCACUAUAUAUGUACGUUAAAAAUAAUAAAAAUAAAAAACAAAAGAUAUAUAUAUAUAUAUAUA
Messenger RNA from Dioscorea cayenensis subsp. rotundata (Guinea yam), 818 nucleotides. Its product is annotated as heavy metal-associated isoprenylated plant protein 36-like. The coding region runs from base 183 to 707 and encodes 174 amino acids. The transcript has 2 exons. Lineage: Eukaryota; Viridiplantae; Streptophyta; Magnoliopsida; Dioscoreales; Dioscoreaceae. The record is from RefSeq and is a predicted model, not a curated record.